Coffea arabica (coffee) is the source of this 3958-nucleotide messenger RNA. RefSeq lists its product as uncharacterized. The record is from RefSeq and is a predicted model, not a curated record. NCBI's taxonomy places the organism in Eukaryota, Viridiplantae, Streptophyta, Magnoliopsida, Gentianales, Rubiaceae.
AUCCAGAUGUUGCGAUUUUGUUUGCUCAUUUUGUAUAUCAUAGUUUUAUGAAGAAAUACCUUGGUUCGCAUAAUAUUUCCAAAGUUCUGCUGGCUAUGCCUAUAGUUGAUAAAUCCGGAUAUGUGAGCCUUUGUUCUAGGAGUCUAGUACCUGCAUAUAUGGGGACGUGGGUGAAGCUGUUUGGUUUGGCUAACCCAUUCAGUAUUGGUUAUGAGACUAGUAACAAGAAGUCAAUAGAACAACAUGAGGUUCUUCAUCAUGCCAAUGGUGGAGAUAAUAGUUCUUACUGUGGAAAGUAUGCUGAGCUUGGAGAUAGUUAUUUAGAGGCUGCAGAGUUUGCUGGUCUCAUUACUCCUGAAAAGGAGCUCUUCAACUUUCUUGUGAUGCACGUCAAAGCUAUAGACUUGCCUCAUAUACUACCUCCUGAUGAUGCUCUGCAAGUAGCUUCUACUCUACUGACAAGUGAACAAUCUCUGUUGCUUCUGGAUUGGAUCAAGAAAUUGAGAUCCCAACAUUGUCAAAUAAAUGGAUGGCCCAAGAAAUACGAGAUACCUCGAAGAUUUAUUGAAAGUAUUAGGAGUGGAAAAUGGAUGAAAACAUGCUCCGGCAUUAGCUCUCCCUUACAUUGCUAUCUUUAUGGCGGAAAUGAAAACGCUGUUUUACUGGAGCUGGGAAAAGCUCUCAAUGUCUUGUCAGCUAUUGAUGAAGUGUACUUUUCACAUGCGGUACGAUCAUUCAUGGAUGAGCUGGUAUUCAUUGGUGUAAAAAUUGGGAGUGAGAAUAUGUUUCAACUUAUUACUGAUCAUCUGAAGCCUUUGCUUUCCUCUAAAAUGAGUAGCAAAUUGGCAGUUUUAAUUUUGGGCUUCAUUAGGUACUCCAGGGAAAACAAUAAGCUUGAUGGGAACAUGAAGAAAUCUCUGCAAGAGGGAAAAUGGGUUAAGACUCUUCGAGGUUAUGCAUCUCCUGUUGGAUCUGUACUCCUAACUUCUGCUGAAGAAAAGGCUGUUGCACAAAUUUCAAAUUUGAAGAUUGUUUGUAGACCUAAAUAUGGGGUCAAACUUGCUUCUUUCCUGGAUGAACUGAAGUUUCUGGGUGUCACUGUGGAUUUGGAAGAAGUCUAUAAGCUGAUUCCUAAGCAUUUGAGAUUUCCAGAUAAUUUAUCUAGUUUGACUAAGGAUUCUGUGCUCCUGUUGCUUAAGUGCAUGCAAUUCACAGGUGCUGAUGCUUUUGAGUCUACACGACAUGUCUUUAGCCAAUGUUGGAUGAAGACGACAUCUGGCUUUAGAUGCCCCUCGGAAUCUGUAUUAUUUGAUCCUAUGUGGGAUCACUUGCUCAAAGUGGUUUCUUUACCCAUUAUCGAUGAAUCAUACUAUGGAAGCAGGAUUAGAUCUUACAAGGAAGAACUCGAGGCAAUUGCUGUGAUUGUAAAUCUUGAUUCAGCAAGCAAGCUAGUCGUUGAUAAACUCAAGUUGCUGAUAGCUUCAAGUGGUCUGAUUGGCACCAAGGUGAUCUCACUUUUGAAUUUUCUGAAGUGUGCCAAGAAUGAAAUGCCUUGUCUGGUAUCCGCUAUUGUUAGUUGCUUGUUAGAAGAAAUGUGGCUGAAAACUAACAAUGGCUAUAGCUACACUUCACAUGCUAUCUUGUUUAACUGCGAAUGGGCAACUGUUUCCCAGUUAGUGGACCUUCCUGUUAUCGAUGAGACUUUUUAUGGAGAUGAAAUCUACAAUUUCAAGGAGGAGCUGAAGAUGCUGGGUGUUGUGGUCAAUUUCAAUAAUGGUAUCCCCAUCAUUGUACGUGGGCUGAAGCUACCGGAAGAUCCAUCACUUGUUACAGUUGACAUGCUCUUGUCAUUACUUCAUUGUGUAGCCUCACUUAAAAGUGAUAAUUCUUCUGACCAGUCUCUACUUGAAGAUCUACUCAAAAAAUUGAGAGCGGCUAGAUGGUUGAAGACCCAUUUAGGCUACAGAUUGCCCCAGGAAGCUCUUCUUUAUGAUCUGGACUGGGAGGGCCAUCUAAAGUUACUUGAUGGGCCAUUCUUGGAUCAAAGGUUCUACAGGAAUCUUGAUUCUGUGGAAAUGGAUGCUCUGAGGAUGAUUGGUGUUAAGACAGGUGCACAAGAAGUUUGCAAUUGGUUUUUCCAAAAUUUUACUUCUCUAGUUCAGACUUGUCAGGUGAAGAGAAUCUAUAAAUUCAUGUAUAAGCACCACUGGACUCCAAAUUCUGAAGAUAAUGUGACAUGUGAGUUGUGGGUCCCUGAUGAUCAUGUUGAUGUUUGUGGGAUGUGGUUGGAUAGUGCGACAUAUCAGUGGCGGAUUAUCUCUGAUCAUCAUAUUAAAGACGGUGGUAGAUGGGUGGAUAAUCAUGAUUGCGUAAUUUCUGAUGAUUGCAACUUAUUUGCUCAUCGGUUACAUGUUCUUGAUAAGUUGUAUGAGAUGGAGUUGCUGAACUUUUUGUCCUCAGCAUUUUCUGUCGCUUGGUGUCCUACCCUUGACAAAUAUAUGGACCUUUGGAAAUUUUGGUUGGAAAGUAAUCACCAAGUGACUUCUGUGGAGUUGAAAUCGUUUUGGGGAUACAUAUUGAGAAACUGGGAUGACUUUACUCUGGAGAUCCUUGAGAGAAACAUAAAUGCUUUUCCUGCAGUUGAUGUCUCAGGGGGAAUCCAUUUGGUGGACAGAGGAGAAGUUUUCAUUGCUGAUGACUUGCAGCUUAAGAAGUCAUUCAAAGAGUCUAGCAAGAGGCCACUAUUUAUUUGGUUUCCCCAAGAUGAUUUGAAUUUUCAAAACCGACUAUCUGAAAUUUACUGCUGUCUUGGUGUUCAAAAACUUUCAGAAUCUGUUGAAUGUUUGGUGAAUGGCGAUUUUCAUCAGAUGGAUCCUGAGGACAAUAUAAUUGGGAAACUGUUAGUCAAAAUAGUUAUGGGCUUUUUGGCAAGUCGAAUUAACAUGCCAUUAGGUGCAAGGCUGAGGAAGGCUAAGUCUCUCCUUGAUCUCCCCAUCUUUGGAACUGAUAAGCCCUUGGAGGUUACAUAUUCUUUACAAGUACCUUCAUCAGGACCGGAAGUGCAUGUCGGCAUCUAUAAGAAGGUCUUCUGGGACAGAAACUCAAAGAGACUGCUUAUUCAUACACCCAGUUGGAGCAGUGGUCAAAAAGACAUUCAACUGGUGACUGAUUAUGCCAGAGCAAUAUCAGAGGUCGUUUUAUCCAAUUGCUCGGGUCAUGUGGACUUGUGCCAUAUAAUUAAGUUGGGCUUUGCAUUUGGGUUCCAAGAGAAUGAGAUUAAUGAAUUGCUGAUGAUAGAAAAUCUUGCUGUGUCUUCCGAGGACACAGACUUCAUUGACCAUGUAUUUCCACCCAUUAAGGUCCUUCCUCUUGACAAGCUUAUAAUGCCAUGUACACCAAACACCAACGUUUCCAAGAGCAAACCAACUUCUCUUGGCAAAAGGAGUCGCCUGAACUAAUACUUUUCUAGCUGCAUCAUUCUCGCAUAUGCAAGCAGCAUAGCUUAAGAAUUUAAUAGCUUCAGUUAUGGAUUUUGCUUUGUUUGUCUGGAUGAUGUUUGGUGCUGUUUUUUGCUUACUGAAGAUCCAUGCAGACUCAUACUUUUGGUUUCUCUGAAUCUACUUCCGUGAGCAGAUAAUGAACCCAGCUGAUGGAAGGACUAUCACAAAUCUUUGAAUGGAAUCAAACUGCACAGGUUGUUGGUUGUGAUGGGCAAACCGUAGAAUCUGGAGGAAUGACAUCUUUUUGUGUUUUGUUGGACUGUAAAACGCUUCUAGCUUUAUGGCCUGCCCUGUAAUCUAACUUGGAGGAUUUGUCCAGUGUCCUUUCUAAAUUUGGAUAAUGCAGUGAAUUUGUCUGACUUCUGCUGGGAUGGACGGUAAAGUAUUUGUGUAAAAUGCUGUGAAAUCAGUAGUCAGGUAAUAACUACCACUAAGUUGCUGUUGCAUCUUUUAAUUCU